This is a messenger RNA of Aspergillus pseudonomiae, 584 nucleotides long. RefSeq lists its product as uncharacterized. The transcript has a single exon. The record is from RefSeq and is a predicted model, not a curated record. NCBI's taxonomy places the organism in Eukaryota, Fungi, Ascomycota, Eurotiomycetes, Eurotiales, Aspergillaceae. Bases 98 to 277 code for a protein of 59 amino acids.
CUCUACCAUUCAACUGGUGGAAUUUACGCCGGACCGUAUCCCCAGAUAUGCAAUCCUGUCCCACGCCUGGGAAGAGCAUGAGGUUCUUUUCACAGAUAUGCAACAUCACACCGAACAAAGAAAUUCCUCAUGGCCAAAGGUCCAAGGAGCAUUUGGGCAAGCGCGGUCCUAUGGGCUUGACUAUAUCUGGAUUGACCCCUGCUGCAUCGUCAAGAGCAGCAGUGCGGAGCUAUCUGAGGGGAUCAUGAAGCAAUCAGACGAUCAGCGUGUUAGAUAAGAAGUUCGACGCCGUUCAGGUUUCCCUGAUCUCCCGCGGCCUGCUACCAGAUAUGCUACCAAUGGGACAAAAAGCCCAACUGGACGAUCUCAUUGUGUCUGUCUUUAGCAGCAAAGGAUGCCAUAGGAUCCGGUCCCGGUCAUUACUCGCUAUACAUCUCCAUAGACGAACAAUAACAGUAAAUUCCAUAACCAGCUUACUCCUCCCAAGAACCAUUUCCAUACAAAACAACCUACGAACUCAACCUCACAACCCUCGCCGCCUCAUCAUGACACCUCCCCAACCGAUUCUUCCCUUUCCAAUUCGC